Messenger RNA from Phycomyces blakesleeanus NRRL 1555(-), 1293 nucleotides. RefSeq lists its product as hypothetical. The transcript has a single exon. The record is from RefSeq and is a predicted model, not a curated record. Bases 1 to 1293 code for a protein of 430 amino acids. Lineage: Eukaryota; Fungi; Mucoromycota; Mucoromycetes; Mucorales; Phycomycetaceae.
AUGAACACCCUCACAAUCGACUCUGAAAAGGCAGAUGCAAUCAUUGGCCUUGUAUCAACCGGCAGAGUAGCAGGCGAGGCUAAAAGCCAUAGUCCAUCAGACGCACGCAAAAUUGCCCUUCAGGCUCUUCAAAAUAUACAGCACACGGUCAAAGCUCGUCAAAAGAAAAUGCUCGCUUACGAUAUCACUGCCGAUUGUCUUGACCGUCAUUACAAAGCCAAAAUUUAUGCCGCCCGGCAAAAACUGACAAACCUUGAGGUCAACUUGGCUGGUCUGACCCACGCCCUAGCUAUCUUGCAGCAGACUCGCCGAGUAUCCGAACGUGAGGUAACUGAGCAUGAAGAAGUGCUAGAGCAGGCAAGAAACUAUGCACAGCAGCGUCAGAACAAAAAAUCCAAGCGUGAACAACAGUACAACCACUUUUACUUUGUUCCUCUAGUCUCUAGACAGUUUGAAAAUAAGUACAAGCGGGCGAGCGACAAAAAUGCAUUUGCUGAGGACCAAGUAUGCAAAAUUAGGAGCGCUAUUGAGGAGUGUCAGGCAACAAUCCGUGACACAGCCAAGGAACAAAAGUUGCGCCAGACUGAGUUUGAAGAAGAAACGAGUAAACGCGAUAUAAUUGAACGGGACAUCCGAGAGUCUGAAAAUAUGUUGGACCACUUAGCCAAGGGACGCCAAUUCUGGGGAGAGUUUGAUACCUGUCAAGCUCACAUCUUGAUCGAAUGUACCAAACAGAUGGCCGCACUUUUUGGACAUUCUGAAAAGAAGUCCAAGUCGCCGAAGCUACAACAAGAAAGAGAUGAAUGGAUCAGCGUAUUUCGUCUAGCAUGCCUAAACUACGGUGAAUGUGAACGCCAAGGUGAAGAACGAUGGGGAAGUGGACUAAAAGCCGAAUUUGUCUGUGCUCGCUGCAAUGUACUUAAGGUUGAAUGGCCUACACCCGACAAGGUCCGUCCUAAUGAUCUACUGUGUGCCGAGUGCUACGAAGAGACACGAACGAGUAUGAUUAUGGAGAAAAAAGUCAAUAGUCUUGGAGGCAAGCUCGGCUUAGAAAGACCUCCUAAUGUACGCAUGGCAUCCAAAGCAUCGUUUAUGUCUUCGGUGUCAACAAACACAAAUAAUUCUGGCCGGUCACAGAGUUCGUUUUUAGCAGAAUCAAAACCAGCUGUGAAGAAGAUGCUCAAGACACUCUUUCACAAAAAGUCACAAGCUCUAUGCAAUGAUUCACUUCAAAAUGGGCAAUCCAUGAAUGGGUACAGCAAUAACAGCCAACACCAAUCCAUGAUGACAUAA